Molecule: messenger RNA, 1260 nt
Organism: Pogoniulus pusillus (Red-fronted tinkerbird)
Lineage: Eukaryota; Metazoa; Chordata; Aves; Piciformes; Lybiidae
Exons: 1
Coding region: 1-1260 (419 amino acids)
Source: RefSeq, a predicted model, not a curated record
AUGGAGCAGCAACAGCCGCAGCUACAGGCUAUGGCAGCUGAAGCAGAGUCUGAGUCUGCCACAGUGGAGGCAGAAGAUACAGUGGAGGCAGUAGUAGAUGACCCAGUUGUUAAGUUGAUGUCUGUUUUUGAGAUCGAUCACAUACGAAAGACUAUGGACGCACUUGCUAAUGAUACCAUGAAACAGGUCACCGAUAAUUUAAUAGAUAUGGUUAUUGUGCUAUAUAAAGCUUUCCAAGAUGUGGAAGGAAUAGAUAAAGAAAACCUUCUUGUGCUGGCAGUAGGCUUAAUUCGGGCUCAAGAUAAAGUAGAUGAAUUGGAGUAUGAGUUGAAACAGGCGAGUGACGAAGGAGAUAAGUUAAGGAGAGAAGUUGAUUAUCUCAAUAAACAGCGAAAGUGUUGGAGGCAGAUCGGCCAGAAGGCGAGACAACAGGUUGAGGAGCUGAAAGCUGAGAAUAGCAGGUUGAGUAGCAAAAUUAAUCGCGUAAACGUACCCGCGGUUACCGAUCAACGACUUCGGGAGUUGGAGGAGAGGCUAGAGGGGAAGUUUCUCCAAGCCUUUCAGGAAUUACAGCUGCGAAUGUCGCCAUCGCAGUCCCCGCAGCCGCGCGUAGGGCAGCAGGGCCCAGAGGCGCUGUCGCCGCAGCAGUCCCCGGCACGGCCGGCACCCGUCCCUCUGCCGCGGACCUCAAUUCGGCGGACGUCACAGCCCGUGCCGCCGCCGCUCUCUCCACAGAUAACUGUUUUGCCUUCUCAGCCCCUGCCGCAAGCCCAGCCGGCUCCACCGCCAGCGGCUCCGAUACCGUCUCAGCCCAUGCCACAGCUGCCCCCACAGCCGCAAACGGCUCAGCAGCCUGUGCCGACGUCGCUUUUGCAACCGGUUUGGCCAGUCCUGAUGCCUUCUCAGCCUCAGGUGACGGCUCAGCCGCAAUUAGCGAUGUCUUUUCAACCGAUUUUGCCUCAGCAGGUUCCGUUGCAGGUUCCGUCGCAGGUUCUGAUUCCGCAGGCCAUGCUGGCGCCCAUCCCGGCUCAACAGCCCACACCGCAGACGCCAUCUUCUCCGCAGCCACGCUCCAAGGUGCCAUUACGGAGCAACAGGGACAGCGCACCUGCGCAGCCCCACUCUGAGCCGUCACCCGCAAUCGCGUCAGUGAGCAGCGACACGGAAGUGGAGGAGAUAACCGACAGCAUGAGGAACGCAUCUGUCAAUCCUGUUUUCAAGACAGAAACCGUUAAGGAGCACGAGGACAGUGCACCAUGA